AGUUUGAACUUCUUUAAUAUUUGUUGUACCGCGCUUGGUCACUGAGUACACACAGACGGCAGUUCGACGUCUAUUAUUUUUUUGGAAGGUGCAUGGUUGAACACAUCUCUCACCUCGCAAUUAAGAGCUUGAGGUGGGUGAGGGGGAAAUCUAAAGUCGAACAAGUUUUCUUUUCUCAUGGGAGGAGCAAACGGGUGCAGGAAAAUAGAUAAAAGCUCUGUUUAAGAAGCUGGAGUUACUGCGAUAUGAUCUUCGCCAAGGAGCGCGCAGACAAUAUUACUUUCUUAGAUUACGCAUUAUAAUAGUUAUAGCGCGAUAUAAUAAUCAAAGCGACACAUAUGUCGUUUAUCAGUGAGUUUGUCGUAUCUCAAAUCAGAUUUUACCUCCUUAUACAUUUGUAUGCAUAUUAGUGUUUGGUUAAAUCGCUUGCUCGCGGUGUGUUUUAAAUUAAUUAGUCGCGUUAUCAACCUGCUACGGGAGAACAGACGAUUAAAAAGGAAUAUCGGAAAGUUUAAUUUCCUCCAGAACACACACAUAGAUCGAACAGAUAAAGGAUCUGCUGGAAAAUUUGCUGUGAAUGUAAGAUUUGGGUUAGUUGUACUAGUAAAUCUCGACGCGUAAAAGUGAUUCAGAAGUCGUACAUAUGCAGAAUAACGUUGAUCUCCACGCGACCCGAAGGAUAUCAGCUCAGGUGUUCACGUCAACUUCUCACGGACUUUUGCAUCUCCCCAAGGACUUGCUUUGCUUGUGAUAAAACCACCGGUUAAGCUAUUGCCCAUCAGGAGAAUAUCAUUUCACAGUCCAUUAACAAAGCACAGGCUGAACAUGAGCAGGAAAACGCGCCGCUGGAUUUUUCACAUUUUCCUCUGUUUGGGGAUUAUUUAUUUAAAGAUUGGGGGCUUUUCCUCCGUGGUUGCAUUGGGAGCGAGUAUUAUCUGUAACAAAAUUCCUGGUUUGGCCCCUCGUCAAAGGACUAUCUGUCAAAGCCGGCCUGACGCUAUCAUUGUCAUUGGAGAAGGAGCGCAAAUGGGAAUCAAUGAGUGUCAGUUUCAAUUCAAAAAUGGAAGGUGGAACUGCUCGGCCCUCGGGGAAAGAACUGUCUUUGGAAAAGAGUUGAAAGUGGGCAGUAAGGAGGCAGCCUUCACUUACGCCAUCAUCGCUGCCGGGGUCGCCCAUGCCAUCACGGCAGCCUGUACUCAGGGUACACUAAGUGGCUGUGGAUGUGACAAGGAGAAGCAAGGUUUCUACAACCAGGAAGAGGGCUGGAAGUGGGGAGGAUGCUCGGCUGAUAUUCGCUACGGUCUGAGCUUCUCAAAGGUGUUCCUAGAUGCACGGGAGAUCAAGCAGAAUGCCAGGACUCUCAUGAACCUUCAUAACAAUGAAGUGGGACGCAAGAUCUUGGAAAAGAACAUGCGUUUAGAGUGUAAAUGCCACGGUGUAUCUGGAUCCUGCACCACCAAGACUUGCUGGACCACUCUCCCCAAGUUCCGGCAGCUGGGUUACAUCCUCAAGGAGAGGUAUAACCACGCUGUUCAUGUGGAACCAGUCCGCGCCAGUCGGAACAAGAGACCGGCCUUUCUGAAAGUUAAAAAACCUUAUUCCUAUAGGAAGCCCAUGGACACAGAUUUAGUGUACAUUGAGAAGUCACCGAACUAUUGUGAGGCAGAUCCUGUGACGGGUAGCAUGGGAACCCAGGGAAGGAUCUGCAACAAGACUGCGCAGCAUACCAAUGGCUGCGACCUCAUGUGCUGUGGACGAGGAUAUAACACACACCAGUACUCACGUGUCUGGCAGUGCAACUGCAAGUUUCUUUGGUGUUGCUACGUCAAGUGCAAUACCUGUAGUGAACGGACAGAAGUGUACACAUGCAAGUGAAAUAUUUAUUGCUGGGGUUAUUGUACACACCUGUAACUUGUAUGGUAGUGGGUCUGCAAGUGUCACAGCUGGAUGAUCACCACUAUGGAUUCCAGGUAUUGAGAGGAAAGAGCCAUUUGCACUGGAAAGUGUGGGCCUGGUGGAGUCUAGAUGGAGGAAUUGCAUUCAAUGCAUGCAGCUUUACUCCAGAGCUCUGCUGAAGGCUUUGGUGUAGGUACCAGUAGACACCCUUCUGUUCCAGUACUGAGCAACAGAGCGGAGUAGCCUGCUAAGGCUUGAUCUGUGGACCAUGAGAAAGAUGUGUGGUGUGACUAUGGAGGGUGUUCUGCUCCGUAGAGUGCGGAAGCAUUUCUAAGGAACAUUUUGGCCUGAGUUAUUGACUUUACAAAUCUUACAACAUAAAAAAACUGUACAUGGAUGCAACAGUGAUAUUUAAUGUUUUAUUUAGAGAGAAAUGCUAAUGUUAAUUUAUUUAAUAAGGAAACUACUGAUUCUUCUCAUCGAGUUUACUAGCUUAGAUUAGCUCUCCUUCUAUUUUGAUGUUGUGUGUUUUGCAUAGAAAUAAACUGACCAACUUUUACACUGUACCUGUACAUUAUGUACUUUAGCUUAGGGAAGAACCAAUGGCAAGGCACAAUACAAAAACAAGUGCGCUGCACUCAUGGUGUAUUUGCUAGUCUCUCAAGGCAGAGCCUACUGUGUUUAAUGUAUCAUCGUAAGUCUUUGUACCCUUUUUCCCCAUCAACCCUUGCACAUAUAUCAAUAUGUACAAAUACACACUGGAAUUACGCAUCAUGUUUGAAGGCUCAUUCGUUCCAGAGGGAAUGAACAAGUAGUUAAUCCCCAACAAUAUGUUUGUCUUUAAAUUGGAAAAGUCCAAUUAAAAUGAACAUUUACAUGGGGACAACAUUCUACCCACUUACUCUUAAACUUUAUGACCUCACUUAACACAAAGCUUUAUGCUAAUGAGGCCACUAGCUCCCCUCGCUUUUGGCUAAUAUUUGCUCUGUUGGCAAAGAAAGAGAAUCUGUAAUUAAUUCACUUUGGAAUGGAAGAGCCUAAAUACAGAUGCCCCACCUGCUACUGAUGUGGAAUGUUGAGAUCAGAUAACCAGUUCUAUUAAUGUUAUAUAUUAUAGGUAAUAUAACACAUUUUUUGCUGCUAGUUUUGUUCUGUUAUGCAAUGGUAGUUAAUAACACUAGUGAUAUUUUUGCGCAUUGUGAGCAAAUGUGGUUGUCCAGACAGAUUGUCCCUGUGUUGACAUAUAUUUUGUAAGAGAUUAUUUUUAUAUGAGUAUUUUAUUUAUUUUGUGUAAAGGUAAAACCCACUACCAGUGUCCUUUAGAUGGACAGAAAUUAGAGAAAUAAGCUAGGAACAGUGUGUUUGUGUCAUGGUACCAGUUUGCGCAGUUUAUGUAAACUACAUCUCAAUGAAGUACCACUCAUGGUGGUGUAGUUGGACCAAGUACGUAAAGAUAACGAUCAUACUGGUGUUUAAACUUCAAGUAGCAUUUUCAAGACAAAGGUCCUAAAUAUGGGAUCAGUAAGGGAAACUAUAGUGAAAUAAUCCUGGGACAAAACUCUUUGGUACUGAUUGAGUGUUUUUACCAAAGAGCAUCAGAAUUUAAGAACAGCUCUUUUGACAAGAGUCUAAAAACAUGAUGGCCUGGAUGUGAUUAUUAUUUUAUAAAAAAACUGGUAAUUUAAACAGAUGUCUUGCCAAAUGGAUUGUACUUCAUGAUUGUGUCAUAAGUGAUCAAAAUGUUGUGCAUUAUGUUGUGAACAGUGUUAAUAAAUACUUCAUUGGCUUGCA
Molecule: messenger RNA, 3687 nt
Organism: Danio aesculapii
Lineage: Eukaryota; Metazoa; Chordata; Actinopteri; Cypriniformes; Danionidae
Gene: wnt7aa
Product: wingless-type MMTV integration site family, member 7Aa
Exons: 4
Coding region: 826-1875 (349 amino acids)
Biological process (GO): positive regulation of JNK cascade; cell fate commitment; canonical Wnt signaling pathway
Cellular component (GO): extracellular region
Molecular function (GO): cytokine activity; frizzled binding
Source: RefSeq, a predicted model, not a curated record